AUGGCAGAUCCGGGCGACAUUUUCGGUAGCGGAGCGGAAAGUGAUGAAGAAAGUCAUGGAUCUAGAUCCCCUGGAAGUGGAAGCCCAGGGAGUCACCAUUCAGGAAGUCCAGCUGGCAGUCCAGCAGGAUCAGGAAGUCCAGCUCAUAGUGGUUCACCACAGAGAAGUGGAUCUGGAUCACCACCGAACAGUCCUGGAGCUAUGUCUGGUUCCCCAGCAAGCCAUCACUCUGGAACUCCAGACAGGAGUCAGUCUGUAACUCCUGCAGGAUCACCAGCGUCACACAGGUCAGGUUCACCAGCUCGAUCAGGAAGCCCAAGAAGUAGGUCAGGAAGCCCUGUUAGAAGUAGGUCAGGGUCCCCAGCAAGAAGUGGAUCAGGAUCACCAAGGAGUGCAUCAGGUAGUCCAGCCAGAAGUGGAUCUGGAUCACCAGCUAGGAGUAGAUCAGGUAGUCCAGCAAGAAGUGGAUCAGGAAGUCCUAGAAGUAGGUCAGGUUCCCCUGCAAGAAGUGGUUCAGGUUCACCAGCAAGAAGUAGGUCAGGCAGUCCAAGAAGCAGGUCGGGUAGUCCAAGAAGUAGAUCAGGUUCUCCAGCAAGAAGCAGGUCUGGUACACCAAUGGCCAGAAGCAGGUCAGGGAGUCCAAGAAGCAGGUCAGGAAGUCCCAGAAGUAGAUCAGGAAGUCCCAGAAGUAGAUCAGGGAGUCCAGCUAGAAGUGGGUCUGGAUCCCCUACAAGAAGCAGAUCAGGCAGUCCAGCCAAAAGUAGAUCCAGGAGCCGGUCACGGAGUAGGAGUCCAGGGCGGGGUUCAGGGAGUGACAGUGGGUCAGACAUUGGAAGAAGGAAGAAAAAAAAGAAAGUGGGCUCUGGGUCAGACUCAGAUGAUAAUAUGGGUGCCACGGUGGGGAACUUGUUUGGGGACGCUGAUGACAUCAGCUCAGACGAGGAGGAUAAGGCCAGGAAAUCAGAUGCCGAGGAUGAAGGGGAAAGAUCUGAUCAAGAAAGACAGGGUCCUGUUAUUGAUGAUGAAGAUGAGGAACAAGUAGAAGAAGAGGCUCCAGAGACGAGGAUUGAGGUAGAAAUUCCUCGAAUUAUGACAAACCUUGGGAAAAUUCUGCACUAUGUCAAACUGCCAAACUUUCUCAGUGUGGAAACAAGACCAUAUGAUAACCAGACUUAUGAAGAUGAAAUUGAUGAAGAUGAAGUCUUAGAUGAAGAAGGCAGAGCUCGUCUAAAACUAAAGGUAGAGAACACAAUUCGCUGGAGGAAGAAAUUAAAUGAAGAUGGUACAGAGGCAGUGGAUGAGUUAGGGAACCCAGUACGUGAAAGUAAUGCUCGUGUAGUCCGCUGGUCAGAUGGCAGCAUGUCUCUCCACCUGGGGGAUGAGAUCUUUGAUGUACACACGAUGCCAAUACAGGGAGACUUCAAUCACUUGUUUGUAAGACAAGGAACGGGGUUGCAGGGACAGAACAUUUUUAAAACCAAACUGGCAUUCAGGCCACAUUCAACAGAAUCCUUUACUCACAGAAAGAUGACCUUGUCUCUAGCAGACAGGUCCACCAAAGCUCAGAAGGUCAAGGUCCUUCCCAUUUCAGGUCGUGACCCUGAUGCACACAGAAGUGAAAUGAUCAAGAAAGAAGAAGAAAAGCUCCGAGCCUCUAUUCGAAGAGAAAGUACAAGGAGGCGAAUGAAAGAAAGAAGUCAGCAUCGUGGUUUGAAUGCACGGUAUCUAGAGGACGGGGAGGAUGAUGAUGAGGGAGGUGUGUCACUUAACGAGCUGAAAAAGGAGUAUAAACAGAAACGGGCUGACCGGUUCCAGACAAUUUACUCCUCAGACAGUGAUGAUUCUUACUCGGAGGGGGAGAAAUCAGGGCGUCUGAUGAGGGCCAAGAAAGGCGGAAGUGAUGAGGAUUCUGAGGAAGAAAAAGGUCCUAAGAAGAAGAAAGCACGAAUUGUGGAAAGUGACAGUGAAGAAGAAGGGGGAGGGGCAUCUCAAGAGGGGAGUGGUGCUCAAAGCGAGGGAUCCAAUAAGGGCAGUGAUAUGGAGGAUGAUUGACAGGUUAUAUCAGGAGUGUGGGAGGAGCUUUUAUGUACAUAAGUCACCGACUUAAAUCAAGUUCAACUUGUGACAGACUGGAACAGUACUUUCUAACAGGAUGUUGGUGAAGUCAAAGUGCAAUAUAAGGUCCAACUUUGUGACAGUGAUGUUGUUUGCCUUGUAGAGUUAUGAAUUUAAACAUCAGAAUUCUUUUUAGUCUUAUAAACAAUCCAAAAAUGUCCAUGUACAUGUACUACAGUUUAUUAAAAAGUUGUUUGGAUCACGAGACAAUGAGAAUAUGUUCAUAGCAAAAUCCAACACAAUUGUACAUAUACAUUUACAGUAUUGUGUAAAUAAAUUCAUGUCAUGCAUCAAGAAUAAAACCAGGAUAGAAAAUGA
Saccostrea echinata is the source of this 2433-nucleotide messenger RNA. Its product is annotated as RNA polymerase-associated protein LEO1-like. The record is from RefSeq and is a predicted model, not a curated record. Lineage: Eukaryota; Metazoa; Mollusca; Bivalvia; Ostreida; Ostreidae. Gene Ontology annotation, cellular component: Cdc73/Paf1 complex; nucleus. Gene Ontology annotation, biological process: transcription elongation by RNA polymerase II; positive regulation of transcription elongation by RNA polymerase II. The transcript has 13 exons. Gene Ontology annotation, molecular function: RNA polymerase II C-terminal domain phosphoserine binding. Bases 1 to 2052 code for a protein of 683 amino acids.